AUGUCGUUUCGUGUCGUGAAUGCAAGGGAGGAGGGGGGGUCCGUUGCUGCGUACACGUACGCCAGUGGCGGGGACAUGAGCAGCGCGAGUGCCGCGCGCGAGGCGCGGAUCGCCGACGAGAUAAUCGACCAAGGUCAAGAUACAGACGCGCUCGUGGCCAUGCCUGGCCAAGCCGUCGCGAACAGUGCACUCUACAUGCGUGGCCACGGUUGCUACCUCGACGCCAGCCGCGACGAGAUUGUGUCUUUACUGAUCGGCUCGGUCGACCGCGUGAACAAGCUCAUUUCAGUGCGGCCCGUGCGGACGCGGUACCGCCCCGAAGUGGGCGAUUUGGUCAUUGGUCGCAUCACCGAGGUGCAGUCCAAGCGCUGGAAGGUGGAUAUCGGGUCCAAGACAGACGCGAGUUUGCAGCUCUCCUCGAUCAACUUGCCCGGCGGUGUCCAGCGCAAGAAACUCGAGUCGGACGAGCUGCAGAUGCGGCUCUUCUUCCAGGAAGGCGACCUGCUUGUCGCCGAAGUGCAGGGCGUCUUCCAGGAUGGGAGCGUCGGUCUGCAUACGCGAUCUUUGCGCUACGGGAAGCUGCGUAACGGGACGCUCGCUGUUGUGCCGCCAGUCCUGGUACGGCGGCACAAGAGUCAUUUUAUCACCUUGGCUCAGAUGCCGGGGAACGGCGUAGAUGUGGUGCUGGGGCUGAAUGGCCUGAUCUGGGUCGCGAAACAUAUACCAUUCGACGUGUCCAAGGCCGAGGGCGAGGCGGAAGUGUCGACCGAGGGCGCAGGCCGCGCAGGCCGUGGGACUGCGAUGGAUGUCGACGGCGUGUACAGCGACGUGAACAUGGACAUUGCCCCGGCGACGCGCACUUCGAUUUCCAUUGUGACGUUUGUGCUCGCCGUCAUGGCGCAGUAUGGCCUGCCUGUGGCAGAGGAUGCGAUUGAGUGUGGAUGUAACGUGGUGCUGAGGGCAUGCGAUGGGCGCGUCCCCAAUGCAGCGGCGCCCGAAAGCAUGGCGCUCGCUCGAAAAGUCGCGCUUGCGCUGCACGGUCCAUAG
Malassezia vespertilionis is the source of this 1047-nucleotide messenger RNA. It is a transcript of the gene rrp4, whose product is annotated as Exosome complex component rrp4. The transcript has a single exon. Gene Ontology annotation, biological process: nuclear polyadenylation-dependent rRNA catabolic process; poly(A)-dependent snoRNA 3'-end processing; U4 snRNA 3'-end processing. Gene Ontology annotation, cellular component: cytoplasmic exosome (RNase complex); nuclear exosome (RNase complex). NCBI's taxonomy places the organism in Eukaryota, Fungi, Basidiomycota, Malasseziomycetes, Malasseziales, Malasseziaceae. Bases 1 to 1047 code for a protein of 348 amino acids. Gene Ontology annotation, molecular function: RNA binding. The record is from RefSeq and is a predicted model, not a curated record.